UGAAUGUAGCCACGCCUCAAUCAGUGCCACUGUUAAAAGUACAGUUACAGGUUCUGCAAUGAAGAGAAGAAGUGCAGAGUCUGUGGAUGAGUUCCGACGGUCGCUGGACAUUGCAAAUAUCGAGAACAGAUUGCAGUCUGGGUUUGAAGUCAACAAGAUACGACCAAAGUCGGAUGAUUAUUCUGCAGGCUUGCACCUGGACGAUGAGCUGGUAAAGAACUCUGUACUGCAACUGGCAUACUGGGGUGAAACAAAUUUCUCUCCACCAAAGCGAAGAAAAUCAUUUCUUAAACGGCAAAAGAAAUCAACGUGCUCUAAUCCACCAUCUUCAGUAUUCGAAAGAUACAAUCUCUGUGAAAUGGGAGUUGGGCAUAGAUCGAAUCCACUUCUUCCGGCAACAAGAACAAGCACGAGAUCUUUCCAACAGUUUCCAUCAAUUCUUGCAAUGAUGAAUGACGACAAGCCAGUAACAUCACAACAGAGACGGAAGAGCUUCAAGUUACGAUCCCCUCUCAUCAAGAAAAACGGAAAUUUCAACGUUCAUCUGGCAUCAUCCAAAUCUGAAGCUACUAAGACAUUUCAGACAAGGAAAAAGCAAAGUCCAACACACAGCAAGAAACGAAAGUCAUUUGGUUGGACCAAAAAGAAACAGAAAUCAAACUGAGAAGUACCACGGAUCAACAACGUGACCAGCACAAGUUCUUGCAGUAAUUAAAACAGGCGUGUUUAGAAAAAGACAAACUGCUGUAAUGUUUCUGUCUUCAUGCGGUAGUUAAUCACUUACUGUAUUAAUGAUGAUUCAAUACUCCCUAAGGAUAACUAAUACUCAUACCCACUA
This is a messenger RNA of Corticium candelabrum, 838 nucleotides long. RefSeq lists its product as uncharacterized. The transcript is spliced from 9 exons. Bases 59 to 664 code for a protein of 201 amino acids. Lineage: Eukaryota; Metazoa; Porifera; Homoscleromorpha; Homosclerophorida; Plakinidae. The record is from RefSeq and is a predicted model, not a curated record.